GCAAUUUUAAAAUAAAAUAAAAUAAAAAUCAUUCUUGUGAUAUUUAAAGGCUGAUUGCAGGAGCACAUUUCAAGCAGCUUUCAGGCAUUUUUACACUUAAAACAAGUGUGAGGUUAGUUCCUGUGUCAUCCAUUCUUUGAUUUGAGUUAUGGAUACAAGGUUUCAUUUUGCCAAGCACACACAGGACGUUGUGCUUCCUACUAUUGGGUAGACCAGAACAAGUGCAUCCAACCGGUCUGAUCACAUGAUGUAAGGGGAGAGAUACAGGAGGAAGUCAGAGACAUAAAACUCUAAUCUGAUGUGCUGCUGGUAAAGUCACAGCACUAGGUUUCGUGGAAUACAUCCAGAACUCACACUGCAAGAAGACGUAACAGUUACUCCUCUCCCACAAUGAGGCUACUGAAACGAGGCAGAUUUCGCCUGCUCCUGAAGCUCACCAUUGCACUGGGAUCACUAUGGAUCCUCUCACUACUAACUCGCAGUAAUCCAGGCUGGAAUCCCAGCUCAGUUCUCAGGUACAGCUGGUUGGAGUAUACAGACUCUGAUGACAGCCCAGAGAAAGUGUGCAACUGCUCAGCUAUCCUGCAGGGAGAGAGGGAGGCACUGGAGCAGGCCAAAUCACUGACCAUCACCAAAGACUUCCACAAGAGUGUUCACAUCCCUGAUGAACAUUACGUGAAUGCAACCGAAGACUGCAGUGCAUUCAAAUUAAGACGAAAAUACUUAACAUCUCCGUUGAGCCAGGAAGAAGAGGACUUUCCCCUGGCAUACUCUAUGGUUGUGCAUCAUAAGGUGCAGAACUUUGAGCGCCUGCUGCGAGCCAUCUACGCACCUCAAAAUAUUUAUUGUGUCCAUGUGGACAAAAAGGCAAAAUCCUCUGUCUUAUUUGCCAUCUGGGCAAUUACUGACUGCUUCCCGAACAUCUUCUUGGUCAGUCAGCCUGUUGAUGUGGUCUAUGCGGCCUGGUCACGUGUCCAGGCUGACCUUAACUGUUUGGCGGAUCUCUAUAACAGCAGCACUCAAUGGAAAUACGUCAUCAACCUUUGUGGCCAAGAUUUCCCUCUGAAAACCAACUUGGAGAUUGUAAGGACACUGCGUUCACUGAGGGGCGGGAACAGCUUAGAGUCAGAAGAAAUAUCUGCAGGAAAAGUGUGGAGAGUGACAAAUUCACACAAAAUAAUAGAUGGACGAAUCCAGGGUACAGGGAAGGCAAAGGAGCCUCCUCCCUUCAACAUAACCAUAAUGUCUGGAAAUGCCUACUUUGUGGUUAGCCGGGGCUUCAUCCGCAGUGUGUUGGAGGACCGCCGAGUGCUGGCACUGAUGGAGUGGGCCAAAGACACCUACAGUCCUGAUGAAUUUCUCUGGGCAACCAUUCAGCGAAUGCCCGGAGUUCCUGGCUCAACAUGGCCCCACAGGAAAUAUGACAUUACAGACGUCAAUGCCAUCGCCCGCCUGGUGAAGUGGCAGUGGCACGAGGGGUCGCAGGAUUCACCGGACGCGGUGUACCCAGAGUGUCACGGCAGCCACGUCAGGUCAAUAUGCGUAAAUGGUGCCGGGGACUUACAGUGGAUGCUCAAGCAGCAUCAUCUCUUUGCCAACAAGUUUGACAUAGACACAGAGCCCGUUGCUGUCUACUGUUUGGAGAAAUAUCUAAGAAAAAGGGCACUGUCUGGUCUACAAUAGAUAUAUUGGAGGUUUAGCAACCGAGAAUGGCAUUCAAUUCAAACCUUUAUCAACACAGGGAAAUUGUAUACACAAAUUAAAAUGUUUCAUUAGUGGCACUAUAUUAUUCAGUCGUAUUACUGCUAAUCGAGCAGUUUAUCAGUGUAACGAUUAAAAUAAUCAACUCAAAAGCCAAAAAGAAAAAUCCUGUAGUGGUGGUCUGCACAUCGGGUCGGAACUGGACAUUUCCCAGUGGCCUGAUGGUUGCUCCGGCUUUCCUUGAAUAUAGCAAACAGGACCGCCAACGUAACCACGUCUCUCUGCGAUGCACAGAGCAACCAAAGAUAACAAUAUAAUAAUAAUAAUUGUGAAAAGGGAGAUUUCUUCCCCAUCUUCACUAGGCGCUGUCUCCCUAUAUUAGACAUUUGAUUAUAAUUCAAAUUUUGAUUAUCAGUUAGGUUAUGUAGAUAAUCUGGUUUUGAGUUGUGUGUUGAAUUGGUGUUACAGCAUGUAUGUGUUCAUAGUUGAUUUUGUUAUGUCCAUGAUGUUGCUCUGUUUGAUUGUUGUUUUUCCAGAUCUGUGAAUGGGGUCAGAUCAGCAGGUCGAUCAGGGAGAGGUGUGUAGGAUCAGGUCUCAGAGAAAGGAGGGGCUGGAGGUGACAGAGAAUGGAGGACGUGUUCUGCAUUAGAUGACAUUUCAGUCAACCUAUUGCAUUUAUCUGCUGAACUUUUGCAGAUAGGUUGAAUUGAUUGGUCAGCAGUAGCCCAGGGUCCAAACGUGGUCUUGUCCUGAGUGUGGUUUCUCUUUGUCUUUCUGUUUAGCUCACCUUAUACUUACCAGCACAGAUUGCAUGUUCCAGGCAGGUGAGGCUAUAAAGCCAUUCAGUAGUGAGGGGGGGGAGACAGGAGUUGGCAGCUUGGUGAGGCUACAGAUUUUUCUAGUUUGUUUCUCUUUUUCUUUCUCUAGUAUGAUUUAGUAAUUUUUUUUGAAUUUUUCAGGAGUAUUCCUGUCUUACUGUUGUAGAACCUUUUUGUUAUUAAAAUGCAAAACAUUUUCAUCUA
Pleuronectes platessa (European plaice) is the source of this 2723-nucleotide messenger RNA. Its product is annotated as beta-1,3-galactosyl-O-glycosyl-glycoprotein beta-1,6-N-acetylglucosaminyltransferase. Gene Ontology annotation, cellular component: membrane. NCBI's taxonomy places the organism in Eukaryota, Metazoa, Chordata, Actinopteri, Pleuronectiformes, Pleuronectidae. The transcript is spliced from 5 exons. The record is from RefSeq and is a predicted model, not a curated record. The coding region runs from base 391 to 1683 and encodes 430 amino acids. Gene Ontology annotation, molecular function: beta-1,3-galactosyl-O-glycosyl-glycoprotein beta-1,6-N-acetylglucosaminyltransferase activity.